GGCGUCGUGGACAUGACGGCGACGCGACUGCCUUUCCGCGAACACACGUGAUGCGUCUAGCGUGCGGAGCUCCUUCCUUCACCGGUCAGGGCGGCCAGGCUCCCAGAAGAGGAGAGGCCGCGGUCAAUCCCGGUAUCAUGACCACAGACUAUGGCACGUCUGUGUGUUGUUGGGACGCUUCACCAGGCUGACCUUCUGUUGUCUCAUCAAUUGCACCACAUUGCCAGCUGGGCUGUGAAACGCGGGGCCGCCUAUCCAGCACCCUGGUCCACGACCCUUUGACUCUACGCCAAAGAGCACAGCCACUUGUUAGUUCGCGUCGCUGGCCAAACAUCCUCACGUUGAACAAUACUUCCCUCUGAACCCCCAACUCUUCACCCAGCCGUAACUCCCGUCGCCGUCCAAGAUGCAGCGUGUGCAGAGAUCCAUCGGGCGUUUCCUGCCCAGGCAGCCUAAUGAAGCCGACAUUGAAGCCAUGCUGCGCGAUUUUAACGACUCAGAAACGAUGCUGGAAAAGCUCGAAACUUGCGCAAAGCAAUGGCGUGACGCGUGGACCAACAUCCUCAACCACCAGCUGGCCACUGUCGAGCACCUGCACACCAUCUUCAAGCCAUUGGGCGAUGAGAAAGGCGGACACAGCUCGCAUGUCGCAGCCGACACCCCUCAGGCAACCUUGGAGCGUGUUUCGGCGCUCCAGGAGGCCUUUGCUGAGCUCAAGACGGACAUGCUGGAGGAAGUCAAGGACAUCGAACGGAAGCUGAUCGUACCCGCCAAGCUGGCCAAAGACUCGCUGAGACCCAUCAAGAAGUCUAUGAAGAAGCGCGACGACGCAAAGAUUGAUUACGAGCGCUACAAGAGUCGCUGCGAAGCUCUCCAGAAGAAGACGACGCGCUCAGAGCGAGAGAAUGUUGCCUUGCACAAGCAUGAAGCUGAUCUUGAACGUUCUGCAGAAGCAUACCAUCAGGCAGACGAAAGCCUCCGGGUCUCGCUGCCCCCGUUAAACACCGCGACCUUCUCCCUCCUGCCUCACCUCCUCGCGAACCAGAUUAUCCUACAGAACAAUCUCAUCGGAAACCUGUACACGGUGCUACAUCAGUACUCUCACGAGCAGGGAUACCCAGACCCGCCACCUGAGCCGGAAGAAGUCAUUCCCCUCUGGGAAUCUAGCUUCACCUCCUUGCGCAUGGAGAUGGAAUCCGAGUUCUCCCUGCUCAAGCAGGGCAAAGCAAUCCACCAGCCUAUGAGGUUGCCAGACAAGGGAGACACGGUGACCGGUCUUGGAUUACGCAACAAGGUCAUACCUGGUCGACGAGUGAGUAGUAGCGACAGCAUUCCCGUUGCCGGGAGGUUUUCAAGGCCAUCAACAAACCUGGCUCCACCAUCCGAGAACGGCCCUCCUGUAAGCCUGUCUAGCAAGCCUUCAAUUAACUCCCUCAAUGGUACCAAACCAAGGAUUGGGGCUGGCUCUUCGAUGUUGAGUCCUUCAUCCGGCGCAGAUCAAUAUGGCCGCCGCCCCUCCUAUGGGUCAUCGUAUUCGAAUGGCGGUACAAACGGGCAUGGUGACUACUUUGGCAAGGUCCCUUCAAACACCUCGCUCGGUUCUACUCCUGGCACGUCGCCCAAUCCAGCAGCAGGCAAGAAGAAGCCCCCACCUCCGCCCCCAAAGAAGAUCGGAUCGUUCCAGUCCGAGUAUGUCACAGCUAUGUACGACUUUGACAGCCACACUCCAGGAGAUCUGUCGUUUAGGGAAGGCGAUCGCAUCCGCGUGGUCAAAAAGACGGAGAGCUCGCAAGAUUGGUGGCAGGGAGAAGUUGGGGGAGUGAAAGGAAGCUUUCCUGCGAAUUAUUGCAAGUAAUGACCGUCAUCGUAAACCAAAAUCGAGUUGCAGGCUCGAACAACACUCAAAAUUGUAUCGGCAAGAAUCGUACCAGGCACCAAUGCUCAUAUGUGGCUUGGGUGGCUUUGCAAGCUCGCAAGGUAUAAAUAGCAAUCGCAUUCUAUUCGUCUGAUCGAUGCUCAGCCCCCAC
This is a messenger RNA of Dothidotthia symphoricarpi CBS 119687, 2027 nucleotides long. RefSeq lists its product as uncharacterized. The record is from RefSeq and is a predicted model, not a curated record. Gene Ontology annotation, cellular component: actin cortical patch; medial cortex; mating projection tip. Gene Ontology annotation, biological process: endocytosis; actin cortical patch localization; plasma membrane tubulation. Bases 407 to 1855 code for a protein of 482 amino acids. The transcript has 3 exons. Gene Ontology annotation, molecular function: lipid binding; protein binding. Lineage: Eukaryota; Fungi; Ascomycota; Dothideomycetes; Pleosporales; Dothidotthiaceae.